Molecule: messenger RNA, 982 nt
Organism: Etheostoma spectabile (orangethroat darter)
Lineage: Eukaryota; Metazoa; Chordata; Actinopteri; Perciformes; Percidae
Exons: 8
Source: RefSeq, a predicted model, not a curated record
GUCCAAUCAGAGCAGUCGAGGACGACCCAUCAGAGACCAGACCCUGCUGAUCCUGAUCCUGGACCCAGCUGUGUGUCCUUUAAGAGCGACCGGUCACAUGAUUUUCUCAUUAACUUUAAAGGAGAUCAACCCUCUGCUGGAGAGAGACUGGACCAGGAGAGCUCAGAGGGUCCCAGUGGGUCCCAGUCCUCCCAGCAGCAUCAAACCCACCUGGACUCCAUCUUUAUGCUGCUGGAGGAGGACAUCGUCACUUUUGUGAAGAACGAGCUGAAGAAGAUCCAGAAGCUUCUGAGACCAGAUUACCCAGAAUGCCCAAAGAGUCAGAGGGAGGGUGAGGAUGAAGAGCAGAGGAGGAGCAGAGAGGCGUUUCUGAAGAUCACACUGCACUUCUUGAGGAGAAUGAAGCAGGACGAGCUGGCUGACCGUCUGCAGAGCAGGAGUCCAGCAGGAGUUUGUAAGCGUAAACUCAAAUCUAAGCUAGACAGGAAGUUCCAGCGUGUGUUUGAGGGGAUUGCUAAAGCAGGAAACCAAACCGUUCUGAAUCAGAUGUUCACAGAGAUCUACCUCAUGAAGGGAGGGGCUGCAGGGGACAAUGAUCAACAUGAGGUCAGACAGAUUGAAACAACAUCCUGGAAACCAGACAGACCAGAAACAACAAUCAGACAAGAAGACAUCUUUAAAACCCCACCUGGAAGAGAUGAACCAAUCAGAGCCGUGAUGACAACGGGAGUGGCUGUUCUGGAGGAUUUGUUGAAGACCAGAGGGGGAGAAAGGCUGCCCAAGACCCUGACUGAGAUAAACAAACCUGAACCAACACAGUUCUACCAGAGUGCUGUGGACAAGGCCUUACAGAGUCCCAAUGGACACCUGGACUUGUUCCUCCGCUUCCUCCUGGGUCUUUCUCUGCAGACCAAUCAGAAUCUCCUAAGAGGUCUGCUGACACAGACAGGAAGUAGCUCAGAGACCAAUCAGAAACAGUCAA